This is a messenger RNA of Belonocnema kinseyi, 3084 nucleotides long. RefSeq lists its product as uncharacterized. The record is from RefSeq and is a predicted model, not a curated record. The coding region runs from base 175 to 1929 and encodes 584 amino acids. NCBI's taxonomy places the organism in Eukaryota, Metazoa, Arthropoda, Insecta, Hymenoptera, Cynipidae. Gene Ontology annotation, cellular component: cytoplasm. The transcript is spliced from 6 exons.
ACCAUGAAUGAAUAAAAAAAAGUUGACUCGCAGUCUACAAAAAUAUUGCCUAUUUACGGUUAUCGUAAUAUGUUUGUGAAGUGUAAGGCUAAAAUUUGUGAAAUGGUUUGAGCUAGACGAAUAGUUUAAUGGUUUAAUUCAGGUUUCUGGUUCAAACCAGGUAUACUAGAGAAAAUGGCAAAUGAUCCCCUAAAGAGAAGUAACGAGAGACUUUCGGAAAUUAGCGAGAGAUUAGAACAAAGUCAUUUAGUAUAUUUACAAACUGAAGACACGCCCUUAAAAUUAGAACAACGUCGAAAGCUUGAAGGGUUCAUUAAGGAAUACUUGUGCCUCGUACAAAAUGAGUUGAAAUAUACUUUCCCAUCGACUGCAGAUAUUCUUCAUAGAUCUGCAGCUACAGUACAAAAUUUUAGUGGAUACAGGGCUUGUACUGCUUGGAGUGCUAUUUCAUUAUACGCCGUAAAUCUUUUGUCACAACCUUGGCGAAAAGAGUAUCGAACUUUAAGGACUUACAGUGGAUAUUAUAAACAUGAGGUUGAAGCCAAUUUGAUUGGUGCUGAGGUGAUGUUUGAAUUAAUGGGCUACAAACACACUGGCUUGGGAGUUUUGUCUCUGGAAGGACCGAUCGAUCCGGACAAAGUUUCGUUCGUCAGCAGAGAUGCUAUUGUUGCCUUUGUAGAGUGUCAGAUACUGAAGGAAAUUUGGGAAGGCGUUUCAAAGAACUUCACGAUCUCCUGGCUCGAAGUCUUGGAAUUUCGAGAAAACCACGUGGGUACACCGGAGCAAGCAAUUCGUGCUUUAAGCUACCGAUUCCAUGAAAAAUUGCGCCACAGCGAAUCGAAACCCAAUCCUUAUUUAAAUUAUACCUACUUGCCUUCAGUUCCCACUGAUGUAAUAUCUCCCUCUCUCCAAUAUCCUCUCCCAGUCAGUAAUUAUAACACUUUGAUGUGCCCUCCAGAGUAUCCGUACUUGGGAGGGGACACGGGACUCUUCCUGGGAAAUUAUCGACUCGAUUAUCCCGAAAAUCUUGGCAACACUUGUGGUUACAGGACCACCAAACAUUCGCAAGUUCCUUACCACACAGGCAUGGCAACCUGUACAUCCGGAGUCCCCACAGGUUGUUUAAUCGAACUCGAUCCUCCGAAUCACGAGAAAUCUCACAGUAUAAAAAUGAACCACAAAAACUGCCUCGAUGAAGUUGAUUUAUGUCCCCGGAAAAUCGGAAACAACGACCUCUAUGCAAAAGUCGAUAGGAAAUUGAGCACGCCUUCUUCCAAUGCAGAGAACUGGGACUACGUUUACGCUGGUCUCAAGAGCACCGGAUAUUCAAAAGAUCUGGGAGAUCGAGAUGAUAUUCUUUACAAAAGACAAGUUGCUGUCCAAACUCCCAAACACAGGCCUGUGAAGCCUACAGAAUUUGAAGAAAAGUUUCAAAAGUUUGAAAAGAAGAGAUUGAGUCGCUUGCAGAAUGAAUUGGAAAGCGCUACAAACAGCAAAACUAAUCAUCAUGACCUUCACAAGAAAAAAACUCCCUUUCAUGCUGCUGCUGAUUUUAAUUCUCGAACUGAAUUUCCUUCUGAGAAAAAUCAGGACAAGAGCAAGAAGAUUAAUCAGACAAUGACGAAUUUAAACAUCUUUCAAGCGACAGAUACGGAGGAACAAAUUGCUCAGGAUAUGAGGGAUUGGAAGCUUUCUCAGAACGAUAAUAAACAGGACGAAGGGUGGACUUGUACUUGGUGUACAUUUUUGAAUGCACCUGAUAAUUCCAUUUGUGAAAUGUGUGUAAAGUCUAGGUAUAAGGGAAAUGAGGAUGUGCCGCUUGCUAGCGGUGGUAAGGAAUGUCCACAAUGCACUUUGGUGAACGAGAAAGAUGUUGUGAGAUGUAGUGCAUGUGACGCAGACUUGAAAUACUCUCCUACUUAUAUUUAAAAUACACUGUGGUAUUGUGAUUCGUAGUUGAGGCUCGAUAAAAAUGAAAAGAUUGAAGUGAAUCUUUUAAAAAAGUUAUUGCAAUGGUGAGUUGAAUAAUAACUUCUUGGAUUCUGUAUUAUGUAAGCAGAGAUAUUAAUUUGUAAAUGUUUAUCAUUUUUUUAUAUACGCUUGGACCUUAUAAUCCAACCGCCACUAACACUGAUCUAUGCACUAGGAGGUAUAGAGGGUAUAUUUUGCUUAAAAUAUCGAGAAGCGUGCGCUGAUUAUGAAUAUCUACGGCACUUUUUCACAAAAUUGUUCGCUAAUUGUUUAAACAAGUUUAUUUAAAUCAAAUACUGUAUUUAUGAGAAAAUAAUUCUGUAAAAUUUAUUUUGGAAAGUUUGAACUAAGACAACACUGUUUGCUGUUUAAUGCGCGUACUCUACACAAGAAAAAUAAAUUUUCUGACCGAAAUAAAACUUUUAUUCAGGGACGAAUUUUAAAGAUGGUCAUUUUGAAUAAAUGUAUGUAAUAUUCCAUACAUAGAUGCAAAAAAGACCGUUUUAAAAUGUUCACAUAAACAAGUUUUAUUUCGAUUGGAAAAUUUCUAUUUUCUCUGUAGGAUACAGAUCGUAAAAAGCAAUUUAAAUUUUUUGAAAUUUUUCUUUUCAAUAGGUACUAAGAUAUCCAUAUCCACCUCAUAUAACUGCAAAUAUGUCAAUUUUGGAAGUUUAUUCUUGCCAACCCCUGAGUAGUCACAUUGCGACAAGUGAAAUUGACGGCGAGUUACAUUUGCAGAAACGCACAUUGCGUUAUCUCUCACUCGCAAAAUUUAAACAUUCAAGUAACUUUUUAAUGUUACACAAAGUAUUUAACAUUUUUUUCUGCAUUAGUUAUACCGCAAUGUGACUUGCUGCAGUUUUUCUAAUUUUUUGUAGACUUCAAAUUCAUCGAAAUAAAAAUUGCCGCAAUGCGAGUUGCCAGGCGUGAUCUAGAGUCUAGACCCUGAAUUGAAUGCAAAUUUUAUCGCUUAUAACGCUAUAACUUGAAAACGGUCAUUUGUAUAAAAAAGUGUAAACGGCACCAAGUUUUUUCUUGGUUCAGACUUUCCCAAACAUAUUUUACAGCAUUUUUUCAUAAUUACUGUAGUUGUUAAAAAAAAAAAAAAAACUU